ACAAAUCGCUGUGGUUCACUCUCUUUUCUUACACACCAUCAAAGUGUACGAAGAGAAAAGCCGCUGUUUAUCAAAAGUUUCCUUGAUUUUAAGACCACUGGUGUGAUUUAUAAGAAGAGCAGAAAUGCCUCCAAAAAGAGGAAGAGGAAGAGGACGAGGCAGAGGUGGUCCGCCUGAUAGGCAAGAAGGUCCUCCACCACCUUCAUAUGAAGAAUCACCACAUAGACCAUCACGAGGUGGAAGGCCACCACGUGAAGAUGCUACAAGACACCGUCCUCCAUUUGAACGAGAAUACGAAGCUCCUUCCUUUAGAGAUUCUAGACCAUCACGUGAAGAAGCUGUUAGGCAACGUCCACCACCUGAGCCACAGCUUGAAGUUCCUGCGAUUCAGCCUUCUCAUGAAAAAAGCGAAAAAGCGAGAAAACCUCAGGCUGUAAAACUUGAGGAGCUUGGGAUUGAGUUUAAGGAAAAAUUAACAUUAACAACAGAAUUACCAAGACGGCCGGGGGAAGGCCAAUUAGGUCGUCGUUUCAGAUUGAUUUCAAAUUGCUAUCCAGUUCAGUUACCUAAGGGAAACAUUUAUCAUUAUGAUGUAGAUAUUGUAAAUAAACGAAAUAUUUCUGAAACUGGCACUGGAGCUGAAGCUCCCUUAAGUGAAGACAGGAAAUAUCGUUGUUUAAGCACCAAACGUAACAGGGAAAUAGUUAACGUGAUGUUAAAGGUUAAUGAAAAUUUCAGAGGUUUGGUAGCUGCCUAUGAUGGUCGAAAAAAUUUGUAUACUAGAAAACCUUUGAAUAUGAAAACCGUACCUUUGAAAUGUGAAGUAGUUAUUGAAGACGAAGCUCCAAGUGCUCCAUCUGAUUCUGGAGUCCUUAGGAGCGAUACUUUUGUAGUUGUUAUUCAGCCUGUAAGAAAAAGGGAUACGAAUUCAUGUGCCAUUAGUUUAGAUUCUUUGCACGCUCUUUUUGAUGGUCAAGUAACGUCUGUAAAUCAAGAUGCUAUUAUGGCGUUAGAAACGGUUCUUCGUCAUGGCCCUUGUUUGAGGUAUACUCCUGUUGGCCGAUCAUUUUUUUACCCACCGCACCCAGAUGAUGUACAUCCUCUUGGUGGGGGAAGAGAAAUCUGGUUUGGUUAUCAUCAGAGUUUGCGAUUGGGUCAAUGGAGACCUAUGGUAAAUCUUGACGUUACAGCUACUACAUUUUAUCAGUCAACACCUGUUCUUAACUAUAUAGCUGACAUUCUGAGAACCACCGUGCAUAGUUUAAGUCAGAUUCCUCAACUGAAAGAUGCGGAAAUUAAAAGGAUUUCAAAAGAAUUAAAAUCUUUGGAAAUCCAGGUGAAUCAUUUACGUUACAAAAGGAAAUAUCGCAUUUUGAGACUGACCAGAGAAAGUGCUAGUCGUCUAUCGUUUUCAAUUGCAGAUAAUGGAAAUACUGUCACAAUGACCGUGUCUGAAUAUUUUCAAAGCCAGUAUAACAGAAGACUGCGGUAUGGUCAUCUCCCAUGCUUGCAGGUAAAUCCUGAAAAAAAGAAUAUUUAUAUACCAAUUGAGGUUUGUGAAGUAGUGGCAGGUCAACAUUGUAGAAAAAAGCUCGAAGAUAAACAGAAUGCAGAAAUGAUAAAAUUUACUGCUCGAGCCCCUCGUGAUAGAUUCAAUGAAAUCAGAGAUAUUGUAAAAAUGGCCGAAUAUAAUAGUGACAGGUUUUUGAAGGAAUUUGAAAUGACAGUGUAUUCUGAGCCAUUAAAGCUCGAAGGAAGAAUUCUGGAAGCACCAAAUGUCCAAUACAAAACAGCGCGAAGUCCUGAUCCUAUAAGAAUUAAACCAAAAGAUGGUUCUUGGGACAUGAGGGAUAAGCAAUUUUUUCGUGCUGCCGAGGUACAGUCAUGGGUAUUAUUGAGUUUUUCUAAUCCCAGGUUUCUUUCUCAAGAUAUCCUUUCUGACUUUGCAAGAUUAUUGUGCAAAAUUGCUCAAGAGUGUGGUAUAAUUAUAGGCCGACCUUCUUCUAUUGACAUUAUAAAUCCUCGAUCUGCACGAAUCGAGAAUGUGCUUAAAAAUGUAAAGCAGAAAUAUAGUGCUGACUUAGCAGUGAUAGUUGUUCCCGGUGGAGAUAAAUCUAUUUAUGGAGAGAUUAAACAAGUAGCAGAAACUAUAAUUGGGCUUUGUACGCAAUGUAUAAAAGAUGAUAAUGUCAAAAAAUGCAAACCUGCUUUAGCAAGUAACCUUUGUCUGAAAAUUAACGCAAAAAUGGGUGGCAUUAAUAAUGCUCUAACACCCGGAGAAAAACCUGCUAUAAUGAGUAAGCCAGUUAUUAUUAUUGGAGCAGAUGUUUCUCAUCCUGGUCCUUCACAGCGUAUAAAACCAUCCAUUGCUGCGGCUGUUGGCAGCCUGGAUGCCCAUCCAUCAAGGUAUGCAGUUACUAUCAGAGCUCAGACGAAUAUAGAUGAAAAUAAAAAAUCUGUUGAAAUCAUUCUUGAUUUGAAAAGUAUGGUUUUGGACCUACUGAAGACAUUUUAUAGAAACACUAAAGGAAAAAAGCCCGAAAAAAUUAUUUUCUAUCGUGAUGGUGUUAGUGAAGGUCAGUUUGAGAAGGUUAGAGAUCAUGAGGUCAAAUGUAUUAGAGAAGCUUGUAUAACUUUAGGAGAAGAUUAUAAACCUGGAAUAACGUUCAUUGUUGUUCAGAAACGACAUCAUACUAGAUUUAUGCCUGAAGAUAGUAGAGAUGGAGCAGGAAGAAUGAGAAAUAUACCUCCAGGUACAACUGUGGACACAACUGUAACUCAUCCCCUCAAUUUCGAUUUCUUCCUGUGCAGUCAUUUUGGGCUGCAAGGCACAAGUAGGCCAUGCCAUUAUACUGUUAUUGAAGAUGACAACAAUUUUACUGCAGAUGAUCUCCAGAAGUUAACAUAUUAUUUGUGCCACACUUACGUAAGAUGCACCAAAAGCGUAUCAGCACCAGCUCCUGUGCAGUACGCACAUUUAGCAGCGUAUCGUGCAUUACAACAUCUUGCUACGAGGGUCGAGGAGUCUACAACUAGCAGUGAUACAUCAGCUGCUGAUGCAUAUCAUCCUUUGCCAAUGGCAGUUUUAAACGCGAUAAGGGUCGUUGAUAUAUUUCGUGAUGCUAUGUAUUAUGUUUAAAAUAAUAUAUUUUUAUAUUAGCAACAUGGUAAUACGUAAAAUAAUAUUUGCGGGUGUAUCUCAUGAUCACUAAUAUGGCUGCUCAGUAGUAACCUUCAGAUGCCAUUGUGUGUUCCCCGCUUCACGUGGCAAUUAGUGAAAAUUCAACUGAUGAUCACUACUAUAAAUAACCAUAAAAUAAACCAUUAAUUUUAAGAAUACUCUAUGAAUUUAAAGAACAUAACCAUGAAUUUUACAUAAAAUAUAUUUUAAGUAUAAAAUAAGACUCAUGUCUGAAGUUGCAUCGCGAAAAGUAAAAGCGUGAGUUAGACUGCUGCAUAUUACUCAAAUUAAUAAUGUUUUCUCAUUAAGAUUUGGUUGCAUGACACGUAUGUGAUAUACUCGAAACUCUUUUAAAUGAGUUUUUUUAUACUGCCAGCGUAAAUCGAAAUAUUUCUUUAUCAAAACAAAAAAUAAAAUUUCUUUUAAAUUCUUUUCUUUUUUAUCACUGCCUUUUUAUGCACAAAUUUCUUCAUAUCAAUUGUUAUAAUAUCUGUCAUUUCACGUCAUUAUAUUUUUAAGCAAAAAAUAACAUAUACAUACUUUUCGGCUACGCUACUGUAUGUAACAUAACAUACAUUCCUUAGUUAAAUAUCUCAUAUAUAUAUAUGCAUAUGCAUCUCAUGAUCAAUCUCAAAAUAAAUCUGUCUUAUACUAUUCGAAAUUUUUCUAAUUCAUAUAGUGUUAUACUGUUUCGAAUAUUUUAAUGCCUUUGACAAAACUCUCUGAAGCAUUUCACAACUGAAUGUUUUCAUUUAGAAUGUUUAGUUGUAGAAGUUUAAUGUUUUUAUUUAGAAUGUUUAGAUGUGGAAAGUGAAUGUUUUUAUUUAGAAUAUUUAGAUGUAGAGACAAUGUGUUAAGAUUAUAGUAGGAAAAAUACACAAAAAUACUUUUGUUUCAAUGUCUUAUUAGAGAUGUAGUAUGAAAAGGAUUUAUAGUUUUUUUUUAAAUAUACCAAUAUGUUAUCUAUUUUUGUUUCAGUUUGUAUUUUCAAUUUUUAUACAUUUGGUGCAUAAUAAAAAUAUAUCUUUUGUA
Stegodyphus dumicola is the source of this 4213-nucleotide messenger RNA. Its product is annotated as protein argonaute-4-like. Lineage: Eukaryota; Metazoa; Arthropoda; Arachnida; Araneae; Eresidae. The record is from RefSeq and is a predicted model, not a curated record. Gene Ontology annotation, molecular function: RNA binding; protein binding.